Pristis pectinata (smalltooth sawfish) is the source of this 7139-nucleotide messenger RNA. Its product is annotated as NACHT, LRR and PYD domains-containing protein 3-like. Gene Ontology annotation, molecular function: protein binding. The record is from RefSeq and is a predicted model, not a curated record. Bases 2143 to 5133 code for a protein of 996 amino acids. Lineage: Eukaryota; Metazoa; Chordata; Chondrichthyes; Rhinopristiformes; Pristidae. The transcript has 14 exons. Gene Ontology annotation, cellular component: cytoplasm.
CUGCUCUGCUGACGCAGAACCCGUUGCUGGCGGUUCACUGUCGCUCCCGGCGUGCGGAGCUGGGACAGGGAGCGGACCCUCGCCUCCUGGGGUGGGGGUGCAGGGACGUCAAACCCUGAGGAGAGAAACUUCCUGAGGAAUGGAAUGAGCUGGGAACAAUCAGGAUACCCAGAAUUGAGCAGUGAGGUUGAGCAGGGCAGAGCAGUUGCCAUACCAAGCCGUGAUGCCUCUGGAUAGGAUGCAUCGAUAGGGUCGAAGAAGACAUGCCAAGUUUCUUUAGCCUCCUGAGGAAGUAGAAACGCUGGUGAGCUUUCUUGGCCAUGGCAUCCAAGAAAGGCGUUGACCAGGACAGGCAGUUGUUCAAUUCCUGACACAAUUCACACAAUUCCUGACUCCGUAUCCCGGCGAUAUCCUGAAACUCCUCACUGAAGCCCACAGCACGAUAGACGGGCGAUUUGAGGUAUUUCUCCGUUUUGUUGCUGGUCUCUCCUCCCCAGGGUCAGCUCGGGGGCUGGAGGAGUUUCUGGGUCCAUUUCCCCAUCAAACAACCUGCCAAGUGAUUGACUGGGUGAAGGAAGAGGUGAAAAGUCAGAGUGGAAACACAGGGAGUGAAGCUGGUAAAAGGAGCCUCCUGAACACACUGCACUACCUGUUUGAGUCUCAGAACCGUGGACUGGCUCAGGACACACUGGGAUCUGUGGAAACACUUUCAUUCCGUGGAUUGCGACUGACAUUGAUGGCCGAUCGCAGGACAUUCACAACUUAUCUCCACGGCAAUCCUGGCUCACCCGAUCAUUAUGAAUUCCGCUUCUGUUAUCAAUCACUUUUCACAGGCUUUGCAACUUAAAACUAACCUGCAAGAGCCUUUGGGAGUCCGAGGAAAGGUCUUCGAGCUGAACCGUUAAACCAUUCUCUGUCUCCAGACACUGCCCGAGCUGUUGAGUGACUGCAGUAUUUUAUGUUUUUAUUUCAGUUACCCAGCCUCUGCAGUUUGAUUUUUUUUUGUCAUUUAUGAACGCCAGCGCCUCCCCCACUAAAAUCCAGUGAAUCCCAGAAUUAUUUCAGUGAAUUAAGUGAAGAAGCGAGGAUGCCGAUAAACAACCCUGUCUUCAGUUCCUUCCGGAAUCGAGACCCGAAGAAGAGCCCAUCACAGUGCAGCGCUUAGCGUGACGCUAUUACAGCUCCGGCAACUCGGCUUCAAUUCCGGCCACUGUCUGUCAGGAGUUUGUAUCUUCUCCCCGCUUGUCUGCGUGGGUUUCCCCCCCCCCCGGGUGCUCCGGUUUCUUCCCACAUUCCAAAGACGUACGGGUUAGGAAUUUGUGGGCGUGCUAUGUUGGCGACAAUUGCGGGCUGCCCCCACAACACCCUACGCAAAGAUGCAUUUCACCGUGUGUUUUGAUGUACAUGUGACUAAUAAAGAAAUCUUGUCUUAUCUAAUGUAUGGCAACAACUUCUGGUAGCAGCGGGUGGGAUGGCUGAAAGAUUUGCAGCUGUGUCCUACAUGGAAAUGUAAUAGUUCAUUUAGAUGUUUGGUUUUACAAAACUCCUCGCAACUGGAAAUAUUCGCCAAAGUGUUUCACCAAACUUGUUCACAGUUGCAGUCGGAGUAAGCUGUCGAGGGACUUUGGUUUGAUUCCGGCAACAAAGCGGCUCCCUGUCCCGGGACGUGUGAGGAAUGUUUGAACUGAAAGUCAUCCUGCGCCGGACAGCAAAGUUCACACAAAUGGGUGGAGGGCAGAACCUCCCAGCACCAGCUAGCGGAUCAAAUUCACAGCUUGGGACUCGCUGAAUUAAACAAAGAACAUCCGCCCCGUUGACUGGGAUGGAAUAACAAGGAGAGAACUUGUGAGGUCUACAAGGAAAUCCAGACAGAAUCUACUUGCAACCGCGACGUAAGUUGGAGGUGAGCGUGGAUGGUGGAACCGGUUGGACUUGGUUUCAGCAGAAAGGCCCCUCCCUGUUCGGAGGAAUGUGUGGGUUGGAAUCCGUCCUGUGGACUGGCAACUGCUUCCACACAGACGCUGAGCUCUGAGUUUCGUAGGACAACAACGCGCACCUUUCAAUUCGACCAAAGAUCCCUGAGCCGAUCGCUGGCAGAGACAGGAUAUCCCUGCGGACUAAGAUUGAACUCCUGUUACAACCAUGGAUGAAGGUGCAGACGGUAAACGGAAUCCAGUGACCUCAACGAGAAGCAACAACGAGGGUGGGAUGCUCUUUCGGAUGCAGAAAGUCUUCAAUAGGUUUCUGCCAGUCGCCUCAUCAUGGGAAGAAGAUCAGGAUAUGGGUGCAGCAUCAGCAGAGGAAGGUAGGAUUCUCAUACAAUGUGAUCCAGCGGUGGGGAGAAGAGGACAAAGUCAGGUCGGAGGAGGUGGCGUGACGGUCAGCGACGCAGCACACAGCAUCGGCCCGAGUGAGGAGGCACCUCCCCUCAGAGGCUCGUUAAACAAGAAAGCGUCAAGUUUUGAACAGGGAACAGUUCCCGAGUCGACCAUCUCUGAGCUGCUGACGCAGUGGGACGAUGGCCAUCUGUACCAGCUGUCAAAGUUCUACCGGGAGAGACUGAAGCAGGCCAUUGAAGAAGGGGUUGAAGGACUCAGCUUGGUGUUAAGAAACGAGGGACAUUUCACUGGGCAAGAUCAUGAGAAUAUCACUUGGGUCGCGCAGAACGGAGACCGGACAGAGAGUUCCAAUCUCUUCUUCCGUCUGGUGAUGGGGAAAGGGUCCCAGGCCCGGAGGGUGAUGUGGGAAUCCUUUGUGCAAAAGCGGGAAGAGUUACCAAAGUUGAACAAAAUACUGAAAGAAAUCCAAGAGCUCGGUCCCGAUGUCCAUGGGUACACGGACAUCACCCGUGGUUUAACUGAAUUACCUACUCAACUGAAAGAUGUUCAACAGAAACACAGGGAGACUCUGCGGGCACAAACCGAAACACUGAGAGUGAACACGAUCCUGAUGAGAGAGAAGGUGAAGGUUUUCCAGCUGGUUGAUCGAUACGCUGAGCUCACGGUCAUUUCUACUGUUCGAGAUCGGAGACUCGUGGAAAGUGAACUGGUGGCAAGAGGCCGAGACCAUGAGGAGUGGAGAGAGAAACAUCUCCAGAGAGAGCUGGAAAAAAUCAGGACUGAUCAGUUGUUCCAGAGCAGCUUUUCCCCGAGUAAAUCCAAAUAUGGGAGUUCGGCAGCAGUGGCUGGAGUCCCGGGGAUCGGGAAAACAACCAUGGUGCAAAAGAUUGUUUAUGACUGGGCCACGGGGAAAAUAUUCCAACACUUCCAGUUUGUCUUCAGCUUCAAAUUCCGGGAUUUAAACUCCAUUAACUGUAGAAUAAACCUGAGGGAACUGAUCCUGGAUCAGUAUCCUUACUUUGGGAAUAGCCUGGGAGAGGUCUGGAAGAAUCCAGAGGGAUUAAUGUUUCUAUUCGAUGGUUUGGAUGAAUUCAAGCACAGAAUCGAUUUUGCUGACAGCCGGAGAGACACAGAACCUCAGCACAUGUGUCCAGAUCCCGAGUGGCGGUGUGAAGUGUCCGACAUUGUUUACAGUUUAAUCCAGCACAAACUGCUCCCAGGGUGUUCAGUGCUGGUGACCACCCGUCCCACUGCGUUACAUUUAUUGGAAAAGGCGGAGAUCAGUGUCUGGGCUGAAAUCCUGGGAUUUGUCGGUGAGGAACGGAAGGAAUAUUUCCACAAGUUUUUUGAAGAUCAGACGGUGGCAGCAGCUGUUUUCAAACACAUGGAGGAGAACGAGAUCCUGUACACCAUGAGCUACAACCCCUCCUACUGCUGGAUCCUGGGUCUGGCACUGGGCCCCUUCUUCACCCAAAGACACAAGGACCAGCAUCGAGUUCCCAAGACCAUCACCCAACUAUAUUCCUACUAUAUUUACAACAUCCUGAAAAACCACGGCCGUGAGAUUGAAAGCCCCCGUGAUGUGUUACUGAGGGUUGGUCAGAUGGCCUUCACAGGAGUGUCCGAGAAGAAGGUUGUGUUUACAGAUGGAGAUUUGAUCAAGUACAAUCUGCAGCCUUCCCAGUUCCUGUCCGGGUUCCUGAUGGAACUUUUGGAGAGAGAGGAUUGUGCCCGGAGCGUGGUGUACACAUUCCCACACCUCACCAUCCAAGAGUUUGUAGCCGCCCUCGCACAAUUCCUGACUCCGCAUCCCAGGGAUAUCCUGAAACUCCUCACUGAAGCCCACAGCUCAGCGGAUGGCAGAUUUGAGGUGUUUCUCCGUUUUGUUGCCGGUCUUUCCUCGCCAGGGUCAACUCGAGGGCUGGAGGAGUUUCUGGGUCCAUUUUCUCAUCAAACAACCUGCCGUGUGAUUGACUGGCUACUGUCGAAUGCAGGUUAUCAAACUGGAGGCAGAGGGAUUAAAACUGGAAAAACGAGGCUCCUGAACACGUUGUACUACUUGUCUGAGUCCAAUAAUAGUGGCCUGGCUCGGGCCACGCUGGGGUCUUUGGAUAUCCUUUCAUUACGUGGAUUGCGGCUGACCCCGAUUGACUGCCUGGUCUUGUCCAAUGUCAUUGGGCUCUGUGAUACAAUAAAACGCCUCAAUCUGUGGGGCUGUCACAUUCAGUGUGAAGGACUCCAGCGGCUGGUACCCGGGCUGCACAAAUGCCAGGAUUUGGGACUUGGGAACAACCAGCUGAGAGAUUCGGGAGUGCAACUGCUGUCUUCGGUUUUGAAGAACACGGGCUGUAUGAUCCAGAAGCUGAGGCUGAAUUGUAACGGCCUCACGGCUUCUUGUGCCGAGGAUCUCGCUUGCGCUCUCAGUAUAAACAGCUCGCUGACUGAACUGGACAUGAGUGGAAACCACUUGGGAGAUUCAGGAGUGAUACAGCUGUCUGAGGCUCUGAGGAACACAGAUUGUAAAAUACAGAAAUUGGAUUUGCAGGAUUCCCGUCUUACAGACUCGUGCACCGAGGAUCUCGCCUCUGCUCUCGGUACAAACCGCUCACUGACCGGUCUGGACCUGGGAUUAAACUCAUUCACAGACCAAUCUGUUGCGGCUCUCGGUCUCUUGAUACAGUCACUCCCGAGUCUGGAAUGGGUCCAGCUGGAGCGGAAUCCUUUCAGCUUACAGGGAAAGCAUCAGUUAAAGUCGCUGCAGGAAAAGAGAUACGGUCUGAAUAUUAUAGUGUGAACAUUUCAAUGCAUAGACAUCGUCGCUACGCGAAGGAAUUCUGCGUGGACGAUUAUCUCUCCCUGAACUACUGACCGCCCGUUAACGGAUGGCAGCCUGAGCCAACUGGGUGCCUUCUAUUGUGUCGACAGAGGAAUGUACCACGUGACUGAGGUCCCCUCCCCCGUCUAGGGUGAUGCUUCUCUCCAAUAUCCAGGGACGGAAGCCCCCCUGGUUCCCUGGGCAACUGUCUCAAACAAGCAGGUUGCCAAGCGUGGGCAGCAUCUGACACCAGCACAAAAGCCGAUGAUGACAGGUGUGGAGGUUUCUGUUCCACUGUUGGUUCCGCGUCGGAAAAGGCGCAUGUCCGGGUGCGUGUUGGAAGCAGGGUCUGUUCACCAGCGAUACCUCUCCCAGGUCAACGUUCCCAGCGCUGGUGGGAAGAUUUAAUUUUAGAGAUGUCGGAGUAUAACUGAGCUCGCAGUUCAUUGUAAUUGUCUCACUAAUGACAGGAUCUCUAAUUUGGAGACUGUGGGCCUGUUUUCAACGUGCAAUUAGGGGAUGGGAAUCACUGAGAUAAGCGGUAGAACAGCAAAUCCGGGCAGAAACGGCAAUCACCUGUUGAUGGAACUUGGAUCUCUUGGCAGAGGUUCACUCGAACUCACUCUAGCCAAAUAACUUGUAAUUCCCACUGAGCGAUCCCAAACGAAGAGAUCACCAAGUCUUCAAUGGAACAUGGUUCGACCCUGAUCCAGGAAACACCCUGCGGUGGCGUUGUAAUACAUCAGUGCAUUUAUUGUUUGAAGCGAUUACACGCAUCUGGAAAUUAACUCGUAGUAAUAAGCUGGGCAGAUGUAACUGCCAUUCGAUGCCGGCAAUCCUGUGUCACAACUUUGAAAUAACGAGAAAUAGUCUAAAUACAACGCUUGAGGCGGAAGGAAGCCCUUUUGAUGUGUAGCUGUUAGCAUAACGCUGUUAGAGCCCCAGCGAUCCGGGUUCAAUUCCGGCCGCUGUCUGUAAAGAGUUUGUACGUUCUGCCCGUGUCUGCAUGGGUUUCCCUCCGGGUGCUCCGGUUUUCUCCCCCAUUCCAAAGACGUAGGGCUUAGGAAGUUGUGGGCGUGCAAUGUUGGCGCCAGAAGCGUGACGAUGCUUGCAGUCUGCCCACAGCACAUUCUCAGUAACGCAAAAAAGAUGCAUUUCACUGUGUGUUUCGAUGUAGAGCAUAGAACAGAACAAUUACAGCACAAUUCAGGCCCUUCGGCCCACAAUGCUGUGCUGAAUAUGUCCCUACCCUAGAAAUUACUAGGCUUACCUAUAGCUCUCUAUUUUACUGAGCUCCAUAUACCGAUCUAACAGUCUCUUGAAAGACCCUAUUGUAUGAGCCUCCACAACCAUUUCCGGCAGCCCAUUCCACACACUCACCACUCUCUGAGUAAAAAUCUUACCCCUGACAUCUCCUCUAUAUCUACUCCCCAGCACCUUAAACCUAUGUCCUCUUGUGGCCACCCUUUCAGCCCUAGAUGCAUCUGACUACCUACCCAAUCAAUGCCUCUCAUCAUGUUAUACACCUCUAUCAGGACCCCCUCGUCCUCCGUCUCUCCAAGGAGAAAAGGCCGAGUUCCCUCAAUCUGCUUUCAUAAGGCAUGCUCCGUAUCCCAGGCAGUAUCCUUGUGAAUCUCCUCUGCACCCUCUCUAUGGCUUCCACAUCUCUCCCGUAGUGAGGCGACCAGAACUGAGCACAGUACUCCAAGUGGGCUCUGACCAGGGACCUAUAUAGCUGCAACAAUACCUCCCGGCUCCUAAAUUCAAUUCCACGAUUGAUGAAGGACAAUACACUAUAUGCCUUCUUAACCACAGAGUCAACCUGCGCAGCCGCUUUGAGCGUCCUAUGGACUCGGACCCCAAGAUCCCUCUGACCCUCCACACUGCCAAAAGUCCUACCAUUAAGAUACCAUGUACAUGUGACGAAUAAAUAAUCAUCUUUAUCCUUAAUGUGACCUGUGAGCUGAUGUUUCUAAUUAAACUGA